Molecule: messenger RNA, 2970 nt
Organism: Drosophila takahashii
Lineage: Eukaryota; Metazoa; Arthropoda; Insecta; Diptera; Drosophilidae
Gene: jef
Product: major facilitator superfamily domain-containing protein 6 jef
Cellular component (GO): membrane
Source: RefSeq, a predicted model, not a curated record
CUUGGGCAGCUUGCCAAACGCUCGUAUAGAGGCCAGUCGCGAGGAAACUCUGCUUAUCGAUUACGCACGUAACACAUUUGCCCCACAGAGCACCAAAGAGCAAAUAGUUCAAAAAUAACCAGCGAGCCAAAUAAUAAUUGUGCUGCCGAAUGAUAAUGGAGAUGAUAAUGAGGCUGUAACUGGGACACAAGAGACCAGACCGAAAGGAAGUGCCAGUCAAGAGUGGAAUACCACCAACCAGAAAGGGAAGGGUUUAGAGGAGGAAGGAGAAGGAAAACACCCAGGACCAUCCAGUAGACACCAUCCGAGUUCAAGGAACUAGCGAGCAAUGAAUCCCUACACACAAGGAGGCGGAGGAGGUGCCGGCGGCGGAGGAGGCGCCAAUCCCUUUGGGGCACCUGCCGGAGGAGCGGGCUAUGCCCAGCAGGGCUACGCCUACGAGCAGCAGGCAACAGGUGGCUACGACCAGGGAGUGAAUUUCGGCCAUCAGCAGCAGCAGCAGGCAGCUGGAUAUGGACCACCUGGAGCCAGGCCUCGGGUGGAUGUGGAGGCCAGCGGGGAGGUGGAUCCCAAUUUAUAUCCGGAGGCCAAGGAGUCAACGCACAAGGUUCGCGGCCACUCGGACAUCCUGGAAAUGUUUUUCGGCGCCAGCACGGAACGGGAGCUGAUUCCGGUGAAGAGUUUCUACUUCUUCUUCUACGCCGCCUUUGGAUCGCUGUUUCCUUUGAUGGGCGUGUACUUCAAGCAGAUGGGCAUGAAUCCGGGCCAGUGUGGCAUCCUGGUGGGAAUGCGGCCCUUCGUCGAGUUUUUGUCCGCCCCUUUUUGGGGAUCCUAUGCGGAUCGUUGUCGGCAGGGCAAGCGGUUGCUCCUCGGAUCACUGGCCUGCUGGGUCCUCUUCACCAUUCCGCUGAGCUUCAUCCGACCGGAGGCCAUCAACUGUAUUGAGCGGAGGAAUUCCACGGACUUUGUGCUGACCUACACUCGCACGAAGCGAGAUCUGUCGGCCAUGUAUGAACCGGAGCAAAUGGAUCUGGCCACCGGGACCAUGCCGGCGGACGAGGCUCUGGAGGAGGCGGAGGCAGCGCACAGCAGACACAAGAGAUCCCUGCUGCUGCCCAGGAUCGAUGCGGGCAUCUCGCCGGUCCACAUCAACUUUGUGAGCAACUAUGACGACAAGUACCACAGGGACUAUGUGACGCCCAUCUUUAGUUCCAUGGUCUACAGAACUCCGGACAUCCAAAAGGCGUUCUUCCUGCUGCUGCUGGUGAUCCUCAUCGGGGAGUUCUUCAGCGCUCCGGCGAUCACUUUGGCGGACUCGGCGGUGAUAACAUUGCUGGGCGAGGAUGCGGACAAGUAUGGGCACCAGCGAAUGUUCGGCUCUUUGGGAUGGGGCAUCUCCAUGUUCCUGGUGGGCAUCGCCCUCGAUCACUCCACCUCGUUCUCGAACCAUCCUUGCGGAGCGGGAAACAAGGAGAAGAACUACAACAUCUGCUUCUCCAUCUUCUCCGUGCUGAUGACCUGUGCGAUUAUCUCCGCCUCGAAGAUCACCUUCAAGUACGAUCCCAUCGAUGAGCAGAUGGCCGCCGCCCAGCAGCAGGCGCAGUUCGUGGAUCCCAACAAGCGGGCCGAGGAGGAGUCGAUGAACCAGUUGGCCGCCCAACUGAAUCUGCCCUCGCUGGCCGUUGGUAGCGGCAGUGCCGCCUCGGGUGCCUCCGCCGGUGGCGUUAGUACCUUCCUGGCCGCUGGCCACCAGCCACAGCCGCACAUUGGGGCCGAGUCCAAGGUCUUCGCCCAGACGGCCAAGGAGCUGCCGGAGUGGAUGACCGUGCUGACCCACUUCAAGGACCUGAAGACCGCCUCCUUCCUGUUCGUCGCCUGGUUCAUGGGCUUCGGCAUUGGCCUGAUAUUCACCUUUCUGUUCUGGCAUCUCCAGGACUACGGUGGCACUCCCACCCUGUUCGGUGUGGCCUCGGUCAUCAAUCAUGUCUCCGAGAUUUUUGCCUACUUCUUUAGCUUCCGUCUGAUCACCCAAAUCGGUCAUGUCAAGGUUUUGUGUCUGGGUUUAGUUGGCAAUGUCCUGCGCUUCCUUUACAUUUCCUAUCUGACCAAUCCGUGGAUGGUUCUGCCCUUCGAGCUGAUGCAGGGCAUCACCCAUGCAGCCGUUUGGGCCGCCUCCUGUUCUUACAUUGCCCACAAUACCCCCAAGCACCUGAGAGCCUCGGCUCAGGGCGUCCUCCAGGGCAUCCACCACGGAUUGGGUCGCGGCUGCGGCGCCAUCAUUGGCGGCAUGUUCGUCACCUACUACGGUACUACUACUACCUUCCGCUGGUACGGCAUCGCCUGCCUCUUCGUCCUCGGCUUCUUCAUCUUCGUCAACUUCUAUCGCAAGGAGCAGGGCUUCAUCUCGGAGAUACCAGUCACCGAGGAUCCGCAUCAGGUGGCCGAGGAGACCUCGCAUCUGGCUCCCCACGGCGUUCCCAGCAAUCCCAUACCAAGGGCUCUCUCCAAUUCGCGUCUAAACGAGAUGAACCCCAAUGGAGGACCGUAUGGCACCUACCAGACCACUGGCGGCAAUCUGGAUAUUCCCGGAGCCAACCAGCACAAUCCAUUCGCUCAGUAAACAGUCGGCAUUCAGCCCAUCCACAUACUCACAGAACUAAAACGAACAAAGUAUAACCGCAAACAUAUCUUGGACAUUGGCCUGCAAUAUGAAUUGCAUAACUGCAUUGCUUUAUUUUGAUUUGUUGGGCAAUCAACAUACGAUCUACACAUAGCAUAGCAUAUACAUAUACACAUAUAUAUAUUUUAUAUAGGACCUGCCACAUAGCCAUAGCAUAACGAUUCCGUAUUAGUUAGAUUGGUUACAGUCGAUGGAGGAGAGAGUAGGGGGAGAUCGAAACGAAUUUUCACAUAGCAGCUUAGCAAUAUACAUAGGGCAAUAUAUGUGUGUGUACGGAUAGAUGUAUAUAU